Molecule: messenger RNA, 3804 nt
Organism: Uloborus diversus
Lineage: Eukaryota; Metazoa; Arthropoda; Arachnida; Araneae; Uloboridae
Product: chaoptin-like
Exons: 6
Coding region: 1-3804 (1267 amino acids)
Cellular component (GO): extracellular matrix
Molecular function (GO): protein binding
Source: RefSeq, a predicted model, not a curated record
AUGACGUUCCAUCUACCUGCUGCAGCAGUUGCCAUUUCCUUGACAUUGAUCGCCAUGACAAUAGGGACUGUCCCAGUUUUUGGCCAUUCCGAACCCUGUCCCUUCAACCCCUUAUGUACUUGCUCAAACUCCCUCCGUGACGUCAGCUGCAUCGGCGUUCCCUUUGCUGAAGUCCCUUUGUUGCCUCUGGAGGACGUUUUCCAGCUUACGCUACUCAAAGCAGGAGUCGAAAUUUUGCAUGAUCAUUCCUUUCAGAGUACUCGAAUAUCAUCUCUGAGAAUGAUGCAGAACCAGCUUUCACUCAUCCACAGUAAAGCGUUUCAUGGAAGCGAGAUGGCUCUGACUACAGUAGAUCUCAGUUUCAACAAACUGCAUAGGCUUCCCCAGGAGGCUCUUCAGAAACUGCGCCACCUCCAGUGGUUAAGUCUGCAUUCAAACGACAUCGAUGAUUGGCCAAGUCUGAACACCAAACCCAACCUCCAGAGCCUGUUUCUCGGGGACAACCGCAUAUCACACCUUCCCGAUGGAGCUUUUUCCGGACUCCACAAUCUUACGUCUCUGGAUCUGGAUCAGAACUGCCUAGUGCAGAUUGAUCGACAAGCAUUUCCUGUCUCACUCCAGACACUAUCUCUCUCCAAUAAUCUUCUUCAGCGCUUACCUGCAGAUGCCCUUCACAGUCUUCGGAAUCUCACGUGGCUUCAGCUUGGUGGAAAUUUGUUUGAUGAAAUGCCAAAGCAUUUAAGGCUACCAGUCAAGCAGCUCCGCAAACUGGACCUCAGUCACAACCUUCUCGUUGCUAUCCCUGCUCGUUUCAUGAAUGACACUGAUGUCGUCAUCACGAACCUCCACCUCGAAUUUAACUACAUUGAAACAAUAUUUAGCGCAGCCUUUAAAGGUUUAGUCGUGGAACGAUUGUCGUUGUCUAACAACAGAAUAUCCUCUGUUCCAGAUGGAGCAUUUGAAGGACUUCAGGAAAAACUGAAAGCACUAGACUUAAGUCAUAAUCUAUUAGAAAUAUUCCCAAAAGCCCUCAAAGACUUGACAUCACUGAGCCAUUUGUAUCUUCGCGGUAAUUCCUUGAAAGACCUGGAUCAAUACGACCUUUAUGGAUGUCGCUACGAUUUAGAAGUUCUAGAUCUUUCUGGCAAUAGACUAAGAAAGAUCCCUCGUGAGGCGUUGAAAAUAACACAACGAAUAUCACGAUUGAGUUUGCAAGAUAACUACAUUUCUAGCAUAAGUGCUGGAGAUUUCAGUGUUUGGGGACAGUCUCUAAAUGCGAUCAAUUUAGCUAACAAUGAGUUGAAAACAAUAUCAGCGGAUGCAUUUCUGGGGACCACUAAGCUGAGAGAAAUUCGCCUAUCUUACAACAGUUUAAACUCGUUCAAUUCCAGCAUGUUUAGGCCGUUAAAGUCAACUCUAGAGAUACUAGAAAUAGGAAGCUUCAGCACACCUGAUCUAGAAGCACUGCAAGGGAUGGGAAAGGUGAAGUGGUUGCAAAUGGAUCAUAUUAAUCUUCUAAAGUUGUCGCCCUCAACUUUCGCGGACAUGCCGUCUUUAAUCCACUGUGAUUUGGAGGGCAACAAGUUAAAAAUCAUUCCACUGGAGUUGUUUCGAAGCAAUGUACAUACACGCUUAAAUAGCAUUGUGUUUGCAAAUAAUGAAAUUGAGAGUGUUGAAACUGAUACUUUUAAUAAGUUACCUUUACUGACAAACAUUGUACUGUUCGGAAAUAAAAUUAAAGUUCUGCGUACUCAGUCAUUCAGAGACAUGAGCAUCUUGAACACUAUAAUUCUGGCAAGGAAUGAAAUUCAGUACAUCGAAAAAGCAGCGUUCAUGAAUUUGAAAAGUGUUACUAACAUAUUUCUUCAAGAUAAUCAGUUGACCGAGUUUUCCUUUGAAGGUUUUCAUAAAGUAGGUGAUGCCAAAAACCACGUAUUUUUAAAUCUAUCGAACAAUAAAAUCUCUCAGUUUUCCAAAAUAUAUGAGGAAAAAGAUGGAAAAAUAUACAUUAAAGUUAGAAGUUUAGAUUUCAGUUGUAAUCUUUUGAGUUAUAUGAAUGGUAAUUUUUUCCGCCCUGUAGGUGCAACGCUGCAUUAUUUAUUUUUGUCUUCGAAUCGAAUAACAUCUUUGGAUUCUUCCACGUUCCUCCACCUGCCAAAUCUUCAGGUGCUUCAUUUGGAUGGCAAUCUACUAUCCAACUUGCCAAACGGCGUCUUCCAAAACUGCCUUAUGCUGCAAAUCAUUCAUAUCGGUCACAACAACUUAACUACAAUAUUUUCAGGUGCUUUUCGAAAUCUCAGUUCUUUGCGUAUUCUCGAUUUGAGUUACAACAACAUAAAGACACUUCCAGAAGACGUAUUCAUUGGUACAAGUUUAGAACGGCUCAAUUUAUCCAACAACAACAUAUUCCAUGCACCAAUUCACAGUUUAGCCCAUGUGCGGUCGACGCUGCGAUACUUAGAUCUGUCUCAUAACAGAAUAUCUAGCAUUCCAACAAAUGGACUAAAUCAUCUUCAUAACUUGCUGAGCCUCAAUCUUUCUUGCAACCAACUAAAGAGCUUAUCAGAAGACGCUUUCGGGAAAUUAGUCUAUCUCCUGUACUUAGACUUGUCGCAUAACAGCCUUUGGAGGUGGGCUCCCCAUGAUGGACCGCUCAAAGCGCUGGUGUCACUCCAAACACUCCUCCUAAAAAAUUCCAGUCUGUCUCUUGUGCCCAAUUUUCCUUUGCCGUCAUUGCGUGUGCUAGAUCUUUCAUACAACCUGUUGAACAAUAUAUCAGAUCUCUCGUUCUCCAGCGUUAAAGAGUUGAGACAGCUGGAUCUUUCUCACAAUUAUUUGAGUGAAGUUCCGUCUCAUGUGUGGCCCUCCACAAGCAGACUGACAAAACUGGAUAUAUCAUAUAAUCCCAUUCAAAUAUUGCCAAUGAAUACUUUCCGGAAGCUUGAAAGACUUCGAGAACUGGAUCUUCGAGGACUUGAUUUGAAAGACAUGGAUUUCCGUAUUUUGCACAACUUGAAAUUUUUAACGACGUUCAAGACAAGCACAUAUGUCGGACUCAGCUCGUUCCGACUGCAAUACCUGCUCUCAAAAUCAUGCAGCCUUCGUCGAGUGUUGGUUGAAGUUGAAGAAACUAAUCUAUCACACCAACUCCAAUGGUCCUUCGGCUCAAAAUUACGGGAGUUGACGAUCACAGGAAGAAACUUACAGUACAUCUUACCAGAUGCUUUCCAAGGGCUACGUACCCACGAGCUUGUGCUGCGGAUUACAGGAACCAGCAUAAGCAGGCUUCCCAGUGGCCUACUUAAGUACUUGGCUGACAUACGAUACUUGACUCUAGAUAUCAGAGGCAACUAUUUAACUACUAUGGAUGAAGAUGUGCUAAGCCCCGCAAACAGAAUAAAGGCUGAAGGAUUUACAACUCAGCAUAUUUCGGGUGGUGUACUUUUGGACGACAACCCUUGGGUGUGUGGCUGUGGCUUGGUGUGGCUAGGCGGCUGGAUCCGCCGCUGGAUGCGCGAGACACUUCGAGUCCAGAUGCUGCAUUUUGACGGAUUCCUGUACGCGCAGAACCUCGCCCGAAGAACGUACUGUAUCCACCCUGGAACGAACGCAACCAUUGCCCUCGUGGACUUGGAACCCUCAGAAUUCGGGUGUCGAGAGGGGGCAGAUAAUGGCGCAUCCGUUGCAAAUCUAGGAGUUGUCUCCUUGCUCAAGGUCCUCAGCUUGCUCGCGACAGUUUGGUGUUACUCGUGUUACUACAUAGAAAGCAGCUGCGCGGUCUUUUCAGACUUCAGGACUUCAUAA